Schizosaccharomyces cryophilus OY26 is the source of this 3933-nucleotide messenger RNA. RefSeq lists its product as uncharacterized. NCBI's taxonomy places the organism in Eukaryota, Fungi, Ascomycota, Schizosaccharomycetes, Schizosaccharomycetales, Schizosaccharomycetaceae. The record is from RefSeq and is a predicted model, not a curated record. Bases 119 to 2509 code for a protein of 796 amino acids. The transcript has a single exon.
CGCCUGCACUCUUAGGAACGGAGUCUGCGCGUUGUAUUCUUCUGCCAAUCUCUGCUACUACAAACACUUUAACACACCAUUAAAGGUGAAAGGAGAGAAAAGUCUCUAUAACUAGGUCAUGGAGAAAGCACAUGAAAAUGAAGUAAAAACCUUUGCAGAAGAAAUAAAAGCGUCCCCUACGGUCAAUAUAAGCUCGAUAUUUAAGCGACCAAAAAUCAAGUCUUCUUCAUUGAACAAAGCGUACUUAGGAAAGACAUCCACACCUCCUUGUUCCAAUGCUGUCAACGGGGCUUCUGGAGUUCCUCUUAAGAAUGCGCAAGCAUCCGCUCGCACAGAUGGAUCCAUCUCCCCUUCUACAAAUGCAGGUUCUAAUAAUUCGACUCCAAAAAGCGCUUCGGCCUCUUUGGCAUCGGCAGUUGCGAAGGUUGUCGAUGAACCGGCACCAGUGAAUGCUGUAGACAGUGGUUUACAGACGACAGGCACCAAACCUGCAUCUGGCGCAGGCCAUAUUGCUGCUCACAAUAAAGUUCGUCUAUCCAUAAAGCUGAGCACUGGUGGAAACGCAGGUGGAACGGGCACCCCAAAGACUGGUACUAGCAAUACCAAUCCUUGGGCACUUCGUUCAGCCGAACGGUUAUCAUCGAAUGCUACUUCGAUAAGAACAGCAUCUCCUGAGAGCUCGGAUGCUACAGCGGAAUGUAAACAAACAGCUGCUUCUUUAUAUGCGUCUGCUGCUGCUUCCGCCGCCCGCCAUUCAACUUCAGCUGCUUUAGCUUCGUAUGCUGGAACAAUUUAUGAUUCUAACGGUAAUAUCAUCAAGGGACUCGAGCAUCCAAACCCAUUAUCUGCUUCUUCUAAUCAUUCUCAAGAUGCUUUGCCUAACGUUGAUGCUAAAACUCUGCAAGCCCUUGCUGUUUCUGCCUCCUCUUCUUCCACUCGUCUUCAUCAAACGGAAAAGAACCAAGAAGCUCAAAGUAAGGAUCUUUCCAAUACGCAGAGUAAAAAUGGAUCUAUCUCUGGUAAUGAAGAAGUCUCACCAAGCCGACUUCCUUCGCCAACCAGUGUCCGUCGUGCUUCCCACUUCUCUGAGGGAAAAUGGGAUGAAAUUGACGAUGAAGACGAUGAUGACUGGGGAAGUACAAUCGAAUUUGAAGAUGGGACAACGGUCGUUAUUGACACCAAAACUAGAAAAUAUGAACCUCUAAAACCCACUGAACCUGAAGUAUCGGAACCUUUGUCCUCUCACUCCCAACCUGCUUCUCAUACUUAUACUUCCGCUCACACUAGUUCCGAAGAUAAUGCCUCGGAAACGUUGAAUUCUAACUUGGUUGAUCAUCCACCUACCAAUAUCGAACAUCUUUCCGAUGAAACCCCUAUAGCUUCAUCUGACCCAACAGAAAAUGAGACUUGGGAUUCUAGAGGAAGACCUUCUGAAAGAUUAGAAUAUAACAAACCAACAUCUAUGCAACAGUCGGACAAUCUACAAGAUACUACUACCUUUUCAGAGAACGAAGAACCUACCAAAGCUAUGGACCAGCCUACCUCUAAUCUAGAACAAAGCGCUACCUCUCCACCUACGGGUAUAAACAAUCUUCGAGAGGAGCAACAGCGUGUAAUGAAAGAAGCACGACAAAAAGCUGUUGAGCGUAGGCGUCAAGAGGAAGAAAAAGUAGCGCAAUCGAAAGAACGAGCGCGGAAAAAAGCAGAAGAAAUCCGAGUAGUCACUGAGUCGAAAGAAUCUAAUAUUCCUUCUGACAUUCCUUACAGUAAGGAUGUUAAGGAAGAUCAAGUUUUACCCACUUUAUCUGGCGAUCAACAAAAGCAAGACGAUGCAGAUCCUUCAACUUGGAGAAGUAAUACUCAUCCUGUUCCCCCUGCUCAUCCUACUACAGACUUGGAGAAGUCUGGACAUCUUCGUUCUUCAAUUAGCGCUGAUGAGAACACAACUCGUCAUAGCAAAUCAAGAAGUAUAGAUGAAGUUAUUCUGAGUAUCAAGGAUGUUAUAUUUGAUAACAAUCUUUAUAAACAGCGUACAUAUCAAAAUGGUGCUUCUCAAUUACCUGUACGUCCUCAUCAGGAACAGUUGAGUAGUUCGCGAUAUUCGUCAGCUGUCACUUCACCUUAUUCCGAUAAGAUGAAGACCUCGUUUGAUUCAAGUAACCCGUCACAUAACAGGCCUCAUGGCACUGCUAAAAUAUCUCGUCCUCGAGGAGAUGUGGUAUUGAACAUACGUUUCCCCUAUUCAACACCCACGCGUAAAUUACCCACUAGGACAUUAAGGUUAGAGGAACUGAAACCAUUGGAAGAAAAAGUACCUGUUUUUCGUUCAUCCUCAAAACAACCGCUUCGUAUUCAUCCUACUCAACCUUUUCGAGUAACUGUAUGCUUACCCGGGGAAAAAGCUAUACAAAUACUCAGACGCUCUUUUCGUAAUUCUAUAAACUCCAAUUAUUAUGAUCCUCAACGCCGAGAACGAAUUGAUACCGGCCACUGGAGAUCGGCAGCUUAAAUCGGUUUGCUGCAUAUAUAUGGUUAUGUGUAUCUAUCUAUGACUGUAACGUUUUUUUGUUUUGUAUCAAUUUUUCGACUAAUUCUUAUUUAUAAAUCAACUGAAAAAUUGUGCAAAAAAGAACACGACGUACUACCCCUCGGUUCUCUUGCUAUCUACGUUCUGACUUUUGCAUAAUAAAUAUUCGCUUUGUUAAUACGAACUGAUCUAGUGUUACAUUUUUAAAUCUGAAUAUCUAUUUUGGUAGAUAUCUGUACAUAUUAUAAUAACUUAGUUCCAUUGACGGGGAAGGACGGCUAUUUACUCUUCAUCACUUAUUAUGAGUAAUUGAUUUGCCUACUUGGACCUAGAAAGAAAUAAAUUAGAACAGAAAUGAAUGAAAUGAGAGUUAAGUGUCCUGAAGCCUGAAAGUCUAGUGGCUUGCUGCGUGAUCCAAGCACACCCGGCUUCGUCCUGGACGGUUUCAUCUCUUGUCUUGUAUAAGUGAACGAUAGAAACACAAUCAAAUAUAAAGCUUAUAGUGCUAAAAGGAUAUUAACUUUGACGAUUUUUGUGAUAAUUAGAAAACGAUUUCCGUAUGUCUCUUAAAAACUGAUAAAAGUCUCUUGAUUGAUUCAAUUUAUUCACUAAAUCAUCCAAGUUAGGAACUGGAGGACGACAGUGAGUUACUUAUGAGCAUGGUUAGUAAAUAGUUAGUAACGUUUGUUGGUGACAAACCUUUGUAGUCUAUUUGGGCUAGGUUAAUUUGAAAGGAGAAUGGUUUGUUCCAAUCUUUCUCGUCUAUGUUGGUGAAUACAAAACGUAUUACUUCUUCAUGGACACCUUCCAUUCGCAAGCCUAAAUAGUCUUGCCAAAAUUGAAGCUCCGGCAUGUUUAAUUGCUCCUGUUUUCUCUUCAAUGAAUCCAAAUCCUCCUUAGUUUGCCGUUUCGUCGUAAGCACAAGUCGGCAACGCUCUAUUUCAUCCACAACGGUUUGUCUACGCUUUCGCAUAGAGUCCGCCUUUCCUUGAAUCGUUUGUAUUUCUUGCUCAGUAGCCUCUCUUUCAACUCGUUCUUUUUCCAGCAAUUCAUUUAAACUUUGUUCGCGAGCUCGCAAAUGGUCUAGUGUUUUUUCGGUUUUCUUUUGGUUUUCUGGAGCCUUGUUAGAGUCUAUUAUAGUAGAGACAUGUGAAAUUACCAUAAAUAUUUGAAUGUUCCUUAAGAUACUCAUUCCUAUUGUUCAGAAGCUGCUUACGCUCAUCUUGCAGGAAUCGAUCAAAAAUGCUAUUGAAGUUGGAUAUUUUUGAUUUCAAAUCAUUAUAGUUUAGCUCUAAAUCAGGAUAAUUGGAUAAAGUCAUAAGAAUGUUUAUUUUUGUAUGAAGUGAAAAACACCGGUACGUAUGGGAAUUGUAGAGACCAAAUGAAUAUACAACCCAACGUUCUAA